GCACUCUAGGACAUGUAAUAUUAUGCAUCUUGACCAUUUCGUCAUUAUUUAUACAAAUCUCUCUCCCUAUUGUUUCCUUUACUUCUCCGGAAACCUACAUCAUUUCGAAUUCUCCGCCCGUCGAUACUUAUAUGCUCCCCCACCUGUCCGUCUCGGAGCAUGAGAUCAAAUCUUCUGCAUACAUACAUUGCAACUGAGCAAAAUGAAAAGCCUAACAAACUCAUUUCUUUUUUCUUAAGCAUCAUUAUUAUUAUAUUAAAUUAUUUUGUUUUACGUGAUCAUAUAUCAUUAAAUUAGAAAGAAAAAACAUUAGGUAGAAAAAUAUGAAGGCCAGUGUUUAUAGGAUUGAAGAACUCUAAUGCAACUGGAUUUUCCUCCUCUCCCACGUUUUUCGCAGAACCCUUUUCGUUUUCCGUGUGGAGAAACAAUUCUGAAGGGUUGCUGAUUAUUUUUCUGGUGAUAAAUUUGAUGGCUGCUGCAUGAUCCCACCAUUUGGUAUGGGGCUGUGGGAUUCAUUGGUGGGGAACGAAGUUAAGAAGUUCCUCAAACGAAAAGAUAGUGAUGCAGGAGAAGCAGGUCGAGCGCUCGAAGAACUCCGAGGCUCUAUCUACAAUGACCUCCGAACAUCAGAAGGCGCCAAGCGCCAACAGCAGCGUUUUUGUGGUCCGGUUGUGGCUAUGUCCUUCAAUUUCACAGUCUCUGUGGGGAUCAUCCUUGCAAACAAACUAAUAAUGGGGAGAGUUGGAUUUAAGUUCCCAAUCUUUCUCACAUUGAUCCAUUAUGUGACAGCAUGGCUGCUUCUCGCCAUUUUCAAGUCGCUCUCAAUUCUUCCUGUUGCUCCUCCUUCGAGAACGACUCCUUUCACUUCUCUCUUCUCCUUAGGCGCGGUCAUGGCUUUUGCAUCCGGUCUUGCAAACACCAGCCUAAAACAUAACAGUGUUGGCUUCUACCAGAUGGCUAAAAUUGCUGUCACUCCUACUAUUGUUUUCGCCGAGUUCAUUCUCUUCAGAAAAACCAUUUCUUUUAACAAGGUUUUGGCUCUAGCUGUAGUCUCGGCGGGUGUGGCAGUAGCAACCGUAACAGAUUUAGAGUUCAAUUUAUUUGGUGCUUUGAUUGCUAUUGCAUGGAUAGUUCCAAGUGCUGUAAACAAAAUCUUAUGGUCUAACCUUCAGCAGCAAGGCAAUUGGACCGCGCUCGCGCUGAUGUGGAAGACAACCCCGGUCACGAUAUUCUUCUUGCUGGCUCUGAUGCCUUGGUUGGAUCCACCAGGCGUCCUACUUUUCAAGUGGGAUUUCGGUAACUCAACCGCUAUUCUUACAUCGGCAGUCCUUGGUUUUCUCCUCCAAUGGUCCGGAGCUUUGGCACUCGGGGCAACCUCAGCAACUUCCCACGUUGUUCUAGGGCAGUUCAAGACAUGUGUUAUACUACUAGGGGGCUACCUUAUAUUUAACUCGGAUCCGGGCUUUGUGAGCAUUUGUGGGGCUGGCAGCCUCUGCGGAAUGUCUGUUUACACGUCGCUAAACCUGAAAAAGCCGCAAGACAGCACGAGCAAACAGCUCCCAAAGCAAAGCUUACCGACGUCAAAACCCAAAGCCACUGACGGAGAAAGUGUAGAGUCAGAAGUAGAAGAUACUGCAACUAUUGUCUGAAGACAGAACGCCAAGCAUCAGGCCUACAAAACCAUUUUUUUGGCGUUUGAGAGAAGGAGAGGACAACACAACGUACCGUUGUCUGAACUUGAAACCGAAAGAAGAGGCUUUUAAACUUUUUUCAUGUGAUGUAGGGAAGAGAGAUGAGGCAGAAGAGUAUAGUUAAGCACAGUUUUUAGAUAUAAUUGACCAGAAUAUCAUAUUUGUUGAUUAACAAUUGACACACUACGAAGCUUAAGGAUUA
Molecule: messenger RNA, 1893 nt
Organism: Pyrus x bretschneideri (Chinese white pear)
Lineage: Eukaryota; Viridiplantae; Streptophyta; Magnoliopsida; Rosales; Rosaceae
Cellular component (GO): Golgi apparatus
Molecular function (GO): UDP-xylose transmembrane transporter activity; antiporter activity
Source: RefSeq, a predicted model, not a curated record